This is a messenger RNA of Rangifer tarandus platyrhynchus (Svalbard reindeer), 509 nucleotides long. NCBI's taxonomy places the organism in Eukaryota, Metazoa, Chordata, Mammalia, Artiodactyla, Cervidae. The record is from the annotation of a GenBank genome assembly.
GCCCUCCCUCCGUUGGCCGCCACUCCACCCCGCUGCACGCGGCCUCGGGCGGGCUCAGAAAGUGCCUGCGGCUUGCCCCAGGGGGCCUGCCGCCACCCUUGACCAAAGGGCUCCACGCAUCAUUUCUAGCUCAUCUCCAGGCUCUGGGCACCGUCGAUGUGGAGACCAGCUUGGGCCUUGGAGCGGAGAUCCGGUGCAGGGCUCCACUCUGCCAACAACCACCAGUGCGCCCUCAGCCAGGCCCCAGUCUUGUCCCAGCCACAGCUUCCCUCCCACAGGGUCCGGGCUGCAGCAGAGCAAGCGGUGUGAACCGGCCGGCCGAGGGAGGGCUGCGAGCCGGGCCUGUCCUCCAGCCUUCGGCCCACCGCCCGCCCCGGCGCCCUCCUCUAGGAGUGGCUUGCUCGUCCGGCUCCCCAGCUUGCAUCAAGCCAACCAGCACGACCGCGCCUGAACCGUGGGAGACGGCUGCCCGGGGGCCGGGCAGGAGUCGGGGCCAACUCCUGGGCUAA